Sitophilus oryzae (rice weevil) is the source of this 1179-nucleotide messenger RNA. RefSeq lists its product as uncharacterized. Gene Ontology annotation, biological process: DNA integration. The transcript is spliced from 2 exons. Gene Ontology annotation, molecular function: nucleic acid binding. Bases 140 to 832 code for a protein of 230 amino acids. The record is from RefSeq and is a predicted model, not a curated record. NCBI's taxonomy places the organism in Eukaryota, Metazoa, Arthropoda, Insecta, Coleoptera, Curculionidae.
AGAUAUUCCUGCUGUAAGACUUUCUCAAGUAAAACCUUUCUCUGAAGUUGGAUGCGACUAUGGUGGUCCAUUCUCUUUAUUAAGAUAUCGUGCACGAGGUGCUAAGUCCUGUAAAGCCUAUAUUUGCUUAUUUGUGUGCAUGGCCACGAAAGCUUUGCACUUAGAACUGGUUUUCGACCUUUCCUCCGAGACUUUUCUGGGUGCACUGCGUCGAUUCAUUUCUCGUAGAGGUCGCUGCAAUCAUAUUUAUUCCGAUUGUGGAACGAACUUUGUCGGAGCUUCUAGAGAACUGAUUAAUAUGCUAAAAUCCGCCGCUGAGCAAGAACAAAUUUCCUGGCACUUCAAUCCUCCAAGCGCGCCUCAUUUUGGUGGCCUGUGGGAAGCAGGAAUAAAGUCUGUAAAAACUCACAUUAAAAGGGUCAUUGGUGAUCAAUUGCUCACGUAUGAGGAAUUUUAUACGCUACUGGUUCAAAUAGAAGCAGUGCUUAAUUCUCGUCCAUUGUGUCCACAAAGCUCUGAUCCUAAUGAUUUGUCAGUUCUUACUCCAGGACAUUUUUUAACCCUAGAGCCGUUAAACGCCCCUCCGGAAGAUGAUCUUUCCGGGAUAAAAUUAAAUCAUCUCUCUCGCUGGCAGUUGAUAUCACGCUUGCACCAAAACUUUUGGAGCCGAUGGUCUAAAGAAUACCUUCAAACACUUUUACAAAGAGCUAAAUGGAAUGACUCUACUAUUCCAAUAGAAAUAAACUCGGUUGUUUUAAUAAAGGAUGAUAAUCUUAUUCCGCUCAAAUGGAGCAUUGGAAGAGUCUUAGAGAUUCACCCGGGCCAAAUGUAAACUCUCUUAAUAUUUAAUUAAAUUACACUCAUGCAUUAACCCCAAUAAUGCAUUUUUCUAAAUUUCCUCUAAAUUUAACUUCAUAAAUUUCACUCUUACUUUCUUUUAAACAUAACGCAUUUUUUCACUUUUUUUUUAUUUUACUUUACUAUUCUCAAACAAAAAUGGAAAAUAUUUCAUUUUGGUGGGCGGUAUGUUGGAUUCUAUCCCUUCCUCCCAUCCUUUACCCGAAAAAACUUAGUGGGUACGUAGCAGUAGUCGAAUACGCAGAGUGACAAGAUCGGCCGAGUACACAGUGUACACCUCCAAGCGCGCGCUAUCCUCAAGUGUUUUGUUCAAGCAAAAAA